AUGUCGGCGUUCACGCCGACUCCGCCUAUUAUGCCAUUGCGUCUACAGCGUGGCGAGACCACGCCCACUUUUCGACAUUCGGCAGGCCAACGGCACGGGCAGACACGCCCUGCUCCUCCACCGCCGCCGCAGCAGCAACCGGCACCAAUCUACUCGCAAACAGUAGUAAUCCCACAGGCUCCGCCACCACCGCCAGAGGCUUACCAGGCGCAACAAUACGCUCCUCGCCAACAACCGCCAGUGCUUGUUCAACCCGCAGAUGUUGCACAAUACCAUCCGAGACCAACCGAUGCUUCAUUCCAACACAUCGAUCGCGCCAGAUCGAUCCAGACAUUCGAUUUCGACAACAAAUUGUUUAGAGAACAGGCAAAUUCAUUCGCACAGAAUCAGGAGAAGAUUGAACUUCUUGCACAGCCUCCACCACCACCAACACCUUCACCCGCACCAUUUGUUCGUGUUCCGCCACCGCCUGAGCGUUUUGUGCCAAGUCUCGCGACACUCUAUAGUCUCGAGCAGAAGCCGCACGAGAAGAAUCCCGAAUAUCAUCCCGACACGAUAAUCGUUGAUCGAAAUCAUUCUGCAUACUUUGAGGAUACUCAGAGAACACGUCCGAAGGCUCCCAAAAUCAAAGUUCAAGGAGGGAGCUUCCAUUCUAGUUCUGCUAAUGUUCCUCAACCACGUCAACAGCAGCUACAACAACAACAGAUCCGUCGUCCAGCCCCUGUUCCACAGCAGCCAACACGCCAACAACCAGCGGCCACGGUAAUCUCCAGCCCACAGCAGCAGACAUUCCGACCAGAUGUACGACCAGCACCACAGAGACCAAUCCAGAGGCCGCGUCCAGUUGUUUCGCAAUCUCAAGUACGCCGUCCAGUCGGUCCACGACCUCAGCCAGCUCCAGUAGCUCCACAGUCGUCAAAAUCGCAUUUGGCUCCGGCUCCAGUCCAAGCCGCUGGAAAACCGAGAACUGCCAGUGAAAAGUUCCUCCAAUGUUGCAAGGGACGUCGCGUGGCUCAAUCUUGCGAAAGGAUCUGCAGCUUCGAUGUGCUUAGCAAGAAGACGCUGACAGGAAUGUUCCUUGGAACUGACCCAUGCCCACAAGCUCAUGGACUUGAUAUGAUGCAAUGUGCCGCAGAUAGCGACGAUCAUACUGAAUGCUGUCUCGAUCGGGAAGUUGAUCGUACAUCAGCCGGCCGCAAAUGUCUCGGCUUCUGCAACAUGAAACCAGGAGUAACAUUCCAAGCAGACGUCUCGAUGCUUCCAUGUUGGGGAGUGCUAAAUGACAUCAAGCAAUGCUUUAAAGAGAACCUCGAACGACAGCUCGCCGCCGCGAUCUAA
Caenorhabditis bovis is the source of this 1338-nucleotide messenger RNA. The record is from the annotation of a GenBank genome assembly. NCBI's taxonomy places the organism in Eukaryota, Metazoa, Nematoda, Chromadorea, Rhabditida, Rhabditidae.